AUGGGGACAGAGAUGGAGCAAAACCAGAACCCAGGGCAGGAGGUCGAGAGAAGAGCAGGUCCAAAGGACAGAAACAGCAGGUGGGAUGAGGGCCUCAAACCUGGGGUCUCAGGUCCAGGAAGCCCCUCCCUGGUACUGGGGGCUCCUCUGGCAAACCAGCGCCCCCCACCUGUGCAGGCCUGGGCCCGUGUGGGACUGGGAACGUGUUCCUCGCAGUCUCCCAGUCUCCCAAACCGGGGACCCCGGCCUGUGGACUCGGGCGCGGGCUCCCCGCCCCCGGCCGAACCCCCCAAACUUCGCGGCCCGCGGUGCCCCGCCCGGCCCGCGCCCUACCUCGCUGGGGCUGUCCUGCGGCGGCGGCGGCGCGGCGGCUGGGCCGCUCAGUCCCACAUUGUCCCCGGGAGAGGCGGCCGCUCACAACUGCGACGCGGCGGGCCCGCCCCAGCGGCCCCAGUGCCGCAGCCGCCCGCCCCGCCCCGCCCCGCGCGCCGCGGUGCGCCCCGAGCGGCGGCCGCUUCCGGGAGGGCUGGGGCGACCCUCCCCCGGCGCCUCCUCCAGCCUCCGGGAGUGGGGGGCAGGGGGGAGAUCCGGCCUGAAGCGCGGUUCCAGCCACGGUCCUGCCCGCGCCGCCCGCGCUGCGCCCCGCUCCCAGUCCCUUUGCUCUCGGCCAGCCGGCCCUUCCGUUCUGGGCCGCCCGCCCGGCGCCUCUGCCGAGCCCCCUGCACCCCCAUCUCGGCCUCGGCCCCGCCGCCAGCCCCCGCGCGGCCCCGCUCCGGCUCGGGUCCCUCGGAGCUCAGGUUUCCACCCUCCGCCGGGCCGGGUUCCCGGCGCUCCUCGCUUCUGCGCCAUCCAUCCCCGCGCCGGGCUCUCUCGCCCACCAAGGCCCGCACCCCUCAGCCACCCCCAGCUUCCGCGAGGCCCGGCCCUCAUCUGUCCAGGACAGGUUACCGGACCAGCUGGAGGAGGGGCCUGAGAGCUGUGUGA
Molecule: messenger RNA, 984 nt
Organism: Hippopotamus amphibius kiboko
Lineage: Eukaryota; Metazoa; Chordata; Mammalia; Artiodactyla; Hippopotamidae
Product: atherin-like
Exons: 2
Coding region: 1-984 (327 amino acids)
Source: RefSeq, a predicted model, not a curated record